AUGAGUGCAAGACCAGUUGAAUUUAAAGCAGGUAUGGAGUCUGUUGAUUUGGAGAUGAUCAAUAGCAUGUUGGAUGCCUUUUCACAAGGUUCAUACUUUCAAGCAAAGUUUAGAAGAGAUGAAGAAAAGACUAGAAAGUAUUGUGAAGGUUUAUUGCGUAAACUUCGUACUAUUCCUCGAACCAAUGACUACUUUGAAGGCGUAGACAAGUACAUUGCCGAUUUGGAAAGAACAAGAGACAUGUCUAGAACCUAUUUACAUCUAGAUAUGGACGCUUAUUAUGCACACGUCGAAGAGAAUGACAAUCCCUCUCUAAAGGGAAAACCAGUUGCCGUCGGGUCAAUGGAUAUGCUGGUCACAUCGAAUUAUGUGGCAAGAAAAUAUGGUAUUCGUUCUGGUAUUCCUGGUGUUUUGGCACUCAAAAUCUGCCCAUCUUUAAUCAUCCUCCCUCAAAGAAUGGAUCGUUAUAGAGAAGUCAGUGCUAUCAUUAGAAAUCAAAUGCAAUUAUUUGAUGAAAACUUUAUUUCACCAUCACUGGAUGAAGGUUGUGUUGAUAUUACAAAUGUAUUAAAAGACAAUCCAUCUUUAAAAUCAACUGAUAUUGCAAAAUUACUUCAACAAAAGAUUUUAGAAAAUACAAAUUUAACAUGUAGUAUGGGCGUAGCACCAUCACCAUUAUUGGCAAAAAUGUGUAGUGAAACAAAUAAACCAAAUGGUUAUUUUGUUUUAGAUAAAGAUCCAAAGAAAUGUAAAGAAUUUGUUUCAACUAUUUCAGGGUUGGGUAAAACUAGACAUAGAUUAUUAGAAAUGUUGGGAUUAAAUAAUGUUGAAGAUGUAUUGGAAAACAAAUAUGAUCUAUUUUAUAUUCUACCAGAGACACAUCGUGAUCUUUUAUUCAAGCAUGCUCUAUGUAUCCCUAUACCACCACAAUCAACACAAUACUUUUUACUUCGAAAGAGAACUCAAAUCUCAAAGGAAAAGAGCUGUAAAGAAAUCUAUGAUGAAAACGAUCUCAAUGAUCUUUUAGAAAAUAUGUAUUUGGACGCAAUCAAAAUGUUAUAUAAUGAACAAAAAAUCGCUUAUGGAAUGGUAGUUAAAAUGACUGAUUUUAAGCUAAAUGUACAAAAUUAUCCAUUUUCUUUGCACUCUGCAGUACCAGCACCAGUCAUUGAUCAGGAUGGUUUUAUUGUUCGCAACAAAGAUGACCCAACACCCAACGAUCUAGUACCAGAGAAUGAAAUCACCUUUCAAGAUAAUUGUCUAUUCAUUCGUCAAAACUUUUUCACUGUUGCCAAGACUGCACUGCAGUGGGCACAGGUCAGAAGUGUUGGUUUGAGAUUGGUCAAUCUUUACGAGUUGGAAUAA
This is a messenger RNA of Cavenderia fasciculata, 1365 nucleotides long. RefSeq names its product UMUC-like DNA-repair protein. Bases 1 to 1365 code for a protein of 454 amino acids. Lineage: Eukaryota; Evosea; Eumycetozoa; Acytosteliales; Cavenderiaceae. The record is from RefSeq and is a predicted model, not a curated record. The transcript is spliced from 5 exons. Gene Ontology annotation, cellular component: nucleus. Gene Ontology annotation, biological process: error-prone translesion synthesis. Gene Ontology annotation, molecular function: DNA-directed DNA polymerase activity.